AUGGAAAAAUCACCUCUCAAGAGUUCUUCGUUUGAAUUUCCGAUAGGUGUAAUAAGAAUUCCAGUUUCAUUGUCAGGUCUCACGGAAGUUGAUGCUAAUGGUCUGCCACGAUUACCUGUUUCAGUUGCAUGCUAUGCAAGGUUCCGUCGGUUACUACACAUCAAACAUCAUAACCUAUGUCGAUAUCUCGAUGUUGUCAGAGAGAAGGGAGAAAUACUAUCAAUUGUCUGUGAGUACUACAGCACAAGCUUUUCCAACUUCAGUAGUCCCGUCACUGACGCAAAUUGGUUAUCAAAACGAUUUAACGAAUGUCUAUCUGCCUUAUGUUUUAUGAAUGACAAUGGUUUGGUACACUGUUGUUUGACUCCUGAUAUGAUUAUGCUUGAUUUUGAUGGACAUGUAAAAAUUGGAGGCUAUGGAAUUUAUUAUGCUACAGAUUGGGGUAAUACAAUUGAUUUUACUUUACCCAGUCCUAUGUACGCUGCUCCUGAGGUAUUUUUGUUAUUAUGCAAUCAGGCUAAUGAUUUAUGUCAACCAAAACGUUCAACGAAAUAUAGUAAAUGCUGGGUAAAGAUAGAAGCAGAUGUAUGGUCUUUAGGUGUCAUAUUUUUUGAGUUAAUCUUUGGUAAAGGAUUCACAAAUCCGUUACGUAAACUUCAAAAUGAAAAUGUGAAAAAAAGUGAGAUAAUAUCCUUGUUGCUAAAAGGUCUUUGUCACGCAAAUAAAUAUCCAACAUUACCUGAAUUUCUACAGCUUCAUCUGAAUAGUAUAUCGACUGAAGUAGACAUCUUGGUUCAGCUUAUUCAGUGUUGUUUGAGGUUCGAUGCAAUAACACGACCAAAUCCCAAAUAUCUUAUAAAGGAGAUGAAUAAAUUAUUGCAGACUAAUUGCUACAUGUCUUCCAAUACAAACGGUGAUGAAUAUUCAAAACCCUGGUGUAGAAAGAUAUACGAUCAUUCUAGGAAAUGUGAAUUUCAUCCUCAAUUAUUCAGUUUGGAGGAUAACAAGAAUAAUAUUUCAAAAGCUUAUAAUUUUAUUAAGAGUAUUGAUAAUUUAUCCGAACUUUAUUACUAUUGGAUGUUGACUGGUGGUAAAAUUCAUUCCACAUUAAAUGGUCAUACAGAUACAAAAAGUAUUCGUGAUAAUUAUCAUAACAGGGGUUGUAAAGAAGAAUCAAUAAUAAAAAAAGAAACAUUAAGUGAUACGAGUUUUGAGUGUUUAUUACCUCCAAUCUUCAGGAUUCCACAUUAUCUUGCCAUAGUUCAAUCGGAUACUUCACGUACAAUGUCUUUAGAAGAACAAUGGCCUCCAGGUGAAAUGCCACAACCACGUACAUUUCAGUUCAGAAUUACCCCACUUCCCAGUGAAUAUUUUAUUGAACGUAUAUCACAUACACCUCUUCAAAAUUUACAUCCUUUAUUAAUUUGUCAAGAUCUACUAAUUAGUUCCAUAGGAAAUUCAAGUGUUUGUUCUGCAUUAUAUUCAGUAAUUAAUGAUAAUAAUACUACUACCACUACUAUUGAAAAUUUGUCUAACACUUCAAGAUUAAAUGAAUAUUCACGUACAAUUUCUAAUUCACCCUUAUUUGGAUUAACUCAAAAACGUUCAGAUUUUUUAGAUUUACUAUACAAACAUGAUAUAACUUGUACUGUUGGCAUUAAUUGGAGUAUGCCAUUUACAAAUAAUCAAUAUGAAUCGAUUGGUAAUACUAUAUCACAACAACCAUUAUCAGUUAGAGAAACUGAUGUAGAUUAUCAAAUUUAUCGUACACGUUUGUUUACACGCAUACUCAAUGGACUACCUGCCACUAAACAAUAUCUCCGUCUAGAAGCACGUAAAGAUAUACCACCAUUCUUACGUUGCAAGGUUUGGGCUGCUUUACUUGAUGUUUAUCCUAAUCGUGAUUUCGAAUCAGCUUACCUAAAAACAUUACAUAAAAUCAACAAACUUGGCUUGGAUGUAACACCUACCAAUGAAUUAAAUAACAAUGGACAGUAUAGUACUGACAAUAAUAAUAAUAAUAAUAAUGAUCAUAAUAAUGACUCCACUACUAAUAGUAGUAGUAGUAGUAAUAAUAAUAAUAAUAAUUCUAACGCUUUCAAUUGUGAUCUCUUAGAUGAAAAAGUCAUCAAUCAAAUAUCAGUUGAUUUACCACGUUGUCAUGCUUACGAUCCAUUGUUAGCAUCAUCAAUUGGACAAUCUGUACUUCGUCGUGUUCUACUAGCAACUUUAUUAAUGAAACCUGGUGCAUUGGAUUAUACUCAGGGUAUGGAUUCUGUAGCUGCUGUAUUUGUACGUAUAUGUUAUCCAGAUGAAGCAUUAGCUGCCGCUUGCUUAGAUGCCUUUUUGUCAACAAAACUACCAGGAUUUUUCUCCUCUGGUGGUCUUACUGUUGGUUUAAAAUCAUAUUUCAAUACACUUCUGCGAUUGUUAGCAUUUCAUGUGCCUCGAUUAGCUGUUCGGUUGGUUGAUAUUAAUGUACCUUUGAUUGGAUUGACUACUGGUUGGAUUUAUACUUUAUUUGCUCAUGCUAUGCCAUUAGAUCGUAUAGAAUUAUUAUGGGAUACUAUAAUUCCUGGUCCAGCUUCAUUGUCAAUGUUUUUCUACAUUGCAUUUUUCAUUCAAUUAGACAAACAAAUUAAUUUUGAGUCGUUAGGAUUAGAAAAGAUUUGUACAAUUUUGUCAAAUUUUCCUGAUAUUAACUUGGAUAAAUGUAGAACAGAUGCUUUGAAAUUAGCAUUGGCUACUCCUCGAAGUUUAACAGCUUGGUCAAUUCCUAAUAGACAGUAUUUAUAUCAGAAAACAACAUUAGGAAAUGAAGAAUUAGCAGUUGAACAUUUGAAUUCAAAAAGAAAAGAAUUAUCAACUUGUGAUUUUUAUGAACGUUUAACAUUACAGAAUGCUUGGCCAGAUCAUUUAGAAUACGAUUUUACAGACUUAUUAGAAUACUCUGAUGUAAAUUUUUCAUCAAAUGUUUGCGAAGAAUUAAACAUAUCUACAAAUGCUUUCAAAUUAGUCCCGCUACUUAGUGUUAAAGAUGCUGUGGAGCAUAUAAAACGUCCCGAUUGUUUAGUUUUAGAUGUACGUAAUAUCAAAGAAUUUAAUAAAAAUCAUUUUCCUAACAGUAUUCACUGUGAAACUUCCAUGCUGGCAAUGCUAGAUUCUUUAUCAGUAGGAGUCGAAGAAAGCCAUAUGUCUUUAAAUACCACUGACUCUUACAACAAUUUAUCCUUAGAGAACUGGGAAAUGAUUGAUUAUCCAAGCGGUAAUCGUCACCAACCACAAAUUAUACCAGAGUUUUUGGCUUUUCUUAUAAAUCAAAAACUGUGGCAUCAGGCAACACAAGCUAGGCUGUCAUCAAGUAAUAAAUCAAGUCAAGGAGUAACUAAAGAGUCAACUAACAUCCUGAUAUCAUCUCCUGGCCUCUUGAUUGUAUUUGGAAACGAAGAGCGUCUAUGUUGGCAUUUAGCGUUUUGGCUCAUAAAAUGUAAUAUUGAUCGUGUUUGUAUACUCUUCAGCAGUAGCAACAGUAUAUCAAACUUUUUAAACUCAUGUUCUCAAUGA
Messenger RNA from Schistosoma turkestanicum, 3564 nucleotides. NCBI's taxonomy places the organism in Eukaryota, Metazoa, Platyhelminthes, Trematoda, Strigeidida, Schistosomatidae. The record is from the annotation of a GenBank genome assembly.